AUGGCGGCUCCCACGAAGUUGACCUACGUACAGGCACCCGAGACAUCCGCCUCUCUCGACUGGGCUGACUUGAUAACACUGGACCUCUCCAAGUUCGAUCAGCCUGGCGGGAAGGAACAAUUGGCCCAAGAUCUGUCUAGGGCUCUGGAAGAGAUUGGGUUUUUCUACGUCAAGAACCAUGGUCUGAGCCUUGCCGAAGUUGACAGCCAAUUCGCCCUCGCAAAGUCUGUCCUUUCGUUGUCCAACGAGGAAAAGGCACCCUACCGAGCAGCGCUUGAACAAGGUGACUACAACGGCUGGAAGCCGGCGGGCACGCGAGACCUGAUCCCCGGUGUCAAGGAUAAUUUCGAAAUCUACAAUAUCCCCAAGUUUAUUCCUAAACACGCCAACCGCGCCCACCCGGAGAUUGUGAAACAACACUGGGAGGAAAUUGAAAGAUUCUCUAAACAUAUUCACAAUCACAUAGUCAAGAAGCUGCUCGUCAUAUUUGCUGUCGCGUUAGGCUUGCAGGACCAAGACUAUUUUGUCAACAAGCACCGGUAUGAAGAAAACAGCGGGGACCAUCUACGAUACAUGAAAUACCACUCGAGAAGCGAAGAAGAAAACCAAAAGCUGGGAGGCGUCUGGCUUAAAGGUCACUCGGAUAUGGGAAGUCUCACACUCCUCUUCCGCCAGCCCGUCGCGGCUCUUCAAGUAUUGACCAAGGAUGGAACUUGGAAAUGGGUUCGCCCGCAAACAGAUGCGCUGACGGUCAAUAUCGCCGAUGCUCUUCACUUCCUUACCAAUGGCUACUUAAAAUCCAGCAUCCACCGAGUUGUUGCCCCGCCAAAGGACCAAGCACACAUCGACCGCCUAGGCGUCCUGUACAUGGUACGCAUUGAAGACGACACAGACCUGCUGCCUAUUGAGGAAUCUCCUGUCCUUCAGCAACUGAACUUGAUUCAAGAAAAGACCCUUGAUGGAGAUGGCAAGCCAGUCAAGGCAGGGGAGUGGGUGAGGCAGAGGGUAAUCAAGAACUUAGGAUCUGCUAAGGCUGAGUCGGCGGAUAAUGAGGUAAAUGAAGUCGAGAUUGUAAAGGGUGUCAAGGUCAAUUAUUAUGAUUAA
Molecule: messenger RNA, 1104 nt
Organism: Talaromyces atroroseus
Lineage: Eukaryota; Fungi; Ascomycota; Eurotiomycetes; Eurotiales; Trichocomaceae
Exons: 4
Coding region: 1-1104 (367 amino acids)
Molecular function (GO): dioxygenase activity
Source: RefSeq, a predicted model, not a curated record